AUGACGAAUUCACAUAGACACCAACAUCAGCAGUACCACGCCCAUAUUCAUCUGUCUCACCAUCCCGCGUCUCAGCAAGGAAUUCACCAUCAGCAACAGCAACAGCAACAGCAGAACUUACGCCACUACAACAAUUCUCACCUGCAGCAACACCAGUUACGUCAACAGCAGCAGCAGCAACAGCAGCAACUGUUGCUACAGCAACAAUUCCAACAGCAUCAAUCCCAGCAGCAUCCAUCGCAACUGGCGCCACCGAUAACAAACCAUAACAGUUAUCAUCAGCAUAGUCAUCUUUUACAUCGACCACAGAACCAAUCGCAGCAACAACCGCCACAUCCGUACACCAUGGAAGCACUGCUCAAUUAA
Anopheles stephensi (Asian malaria mosquito) is the source of this 366-nucleotide messenger RNA. RefSeq names its product putative cyclin-dependent serine/threonine-protein kinase DDB_G0272797/DDB_G0274007. Bases 1 to 366 code for a protein of 121 amino acids. The record is from RefSeq and is a predicted model, not a curated record. The transcript has a single exon. Lineage: Eukaryota; Metazoa; Arthropoda; Insecta; Diptera; Culicidae.